AUGUCAGCAGAGGACCAAAGCAUCAUUGAGAAUAUGAUGGCAGAUUUUGGAAUGGAAGUGGAGGUGUUCACACAUACAGCACCUCCAGGUGGGGAGCACAAGGCAUUCAAAGGGCUUGCUCAUCAACUGGCAGAUCUCACUGAUAUGUCGGAUCAGGACCUGUCAGGCGUCAAUGCUUCGUUUUUGAUUAAUGACAUUGAACUCAUUGAUACUUUCACAAGAAGGCACACACAUCUACAACCAUUACCAUUGCAUCAGUACCCAAAUGAAACUCUUAUCUACUUUGGGUACAUUGGAAAUUUCCUAUUUGGGUUACAUGACCUUGCAACGCAUUGCAAUGACCCAAUGACAAGCCUAGGUUUCAACAUGUUGCAAUAA
Molecule: messenger RNA, 378 nt
Organism: Suillus paluster
Lineage: Eukaryota; Fungi; Basidiomycota; Agaricomycetes; Boletales; Suillaceae
Exons: 5
Coding region: 1-378 (125 amino acids)
Source: RefSeq, a predicted model, not a curated record